Molecule: messenger RNA, 767 nt
Organism: Zea mays
Lineage: Eukaryota; Viridiplantae; Streptophyta; Magnoliopsida; Poales; Poaceae
Exons: 4
Coding region: 48-623 (191 amino acids)
Source: RefSeq, marked validated
AUAGAAUUGGUCCUUGUGAAAGGUUUCAAAAACUUACAAGAGACUCCAUGGCUUCAUCAUCAACUGAGAUUGGUUCGGAUAUGACCAUCUCUGACACUACUACAUCUGAAGUCCCGGUCCAUGAAAUACCUCCGGCUGUACUUGAUGUGCAGGAAGAAGAAGAGAUUGUAUCCGCCGCUGUGCCCGUUUCUGUGCACGAUGUGGCUCCUUUGCAGCAGGCAGAGAUAGGUAAAGAUGUACCAAAACAUGUUGAAAAGGAGGUUGAGGUUCCCCAAUGGCUGAAGAGUCUUGCUGGUGAGGAAGCACAGGACUGGAGAGCCUUUGUCCGCACUAGGAUCAAUGGGCAUACUGAUAGGACCUAUACUCACAAGCAAUACCGCCACCAGUUCCGUUCCAAAGCUGAAGUCAAACUGUUUGUGGAUUCCAAUGGGAUGACAACGGGCAUAUUUAAAGGAAGAAAACUUCAAAAGAAGAAGAUAGCUGGUAUGGAUGCUCAAGGUGCUGGAACAAGUGAAUCUGCUGGGAGAAGAGCGUCUGCCUACCAUGCUAGACAAAAGCGACGACGUUCACUUGGCCACCAGCUGAGCCGUUCUGACGAAAAGAUGCCUCCUGGUUUCAUUUAGAUUCUUAAUGAUAUAAUAUCAACUUUAUUUCUAGAGGAAUAAAUAAAGGUACGUACGUACUUGGAGGAAACUAUGUGAGAAUAAUUAAGCUAGGUGAACAAGGGCACCUGCAAACGUUCAUUAUAUUUGAUGCUUGCUAUGCUA